Molecule: messenger RNA, 1482 nt
Organism: Microtus ochrogaster (prairie vole)
Lineage: Eukaryota; Metazoa; Chordata; Mammalia; Rodentia; Cricetidae
Product: carcinoembryonic antigen-related cell adhesion molecule 1-like
Exons: 7
Coding region: 1-1482 (493 amino acids)
Biological process (GO): regulation of immune system process; signal transduction
Cellular component (GO): cell surface; plasma membrane
Molecular function (GO): protein tyrosine kinase binding
Source: RefSeq, a predicted model, not a curated record
AUGGAGCCAGUCACUACACCCUCCAUCCAAAUCAGAAACACCACAGUCAAAGAACUGGACUCUGUGUCCCUGAACUGCUCCUCAAACGACACUGAGAUCUCCAUCCAUUGGCUCUUCAAUGGCCAGAGUCUGGAGCUCACUGAUAGGAUGAAGCUGUCCCUGGACAACAGGACCCUCAGCAUAGACCCUGUCAAGAGGGAGGAUUCCGGGAAGUAUCAGUGUGAGGUCUCCAAUCCAGUCAGUUCUGAGAGGAGUGACCCCAUCCAGCUGGACAUAAUAGUGCUAGUAACUACACCCUCCGUUCAAGUCAGCACCACCACAGUCAAAGAAUUGGACUCUGUGUCCCUGACCUGCUCUUCAAACGACACUGGGAUCUCCAUCCAUUGGCUCUUCAAUGGCCAGAGUCUGGGGCUCACCAAUAGAACGAAGCUGUCCCUGGACAACAGCACCCUCAUCAUAGACCUUGUGAGGAGGGAAGAUGCCGGAGAGUAUCAGUGUGAGGUCUCCAAUCCAGUCAGUUCUGAGAGGAGUGACCCCAUCCAGCUGGCCAUAUUAGCACUGCUACCCAAGCCCAGCAUCACAAGCAACAAUUCCAAUCCCAUGGAGGGUGAGGACUCAGUAGCAUUCACGUGUGAGCCUGAGACUGAGAAUACAAGCUACCUGUGGAGGAGAAAUGGCCAAAGCCUCUCAGAAGGUGACAGGCUGAAGCUGUCUGAGGGCAACAGGACUCUCACUUUACUCAGUGUUGUGAGGAAUGACACAGGAGAUUAUGAGUGUGAAACCCGGAACCCAGUGAGCACCUCCCGAAGUGACCCAUUCACUCUGAACAUUACUUAUGGUCCAGAUGACCCGAUCAUAUCCCCCUCCAAUACUUACUUCCGUUCAAGGAGAAACCUCAGCCUCUCCUGUCAAGCAGCCUCUAACCCACCUGCACUGUACUCUUGGUUUGUCAAUGGAGAGCUCCUGUCAUCCUCCCAAGAGCUCUUUAUCCAAAACAUCACUACUAAUAACAGUGGAUCCUAUACCUGCUUCAUCUAUAACUCUGUCACUGGCCUCAAUAAGACCAUAGUAAAGAACAUUGAAGUCCUUGAGCCAGUGACUAAACCCUCCAUCCUGGUCAGCAACACCACAGUCAAAGAACUGGACUCUGUGUCCCUGAACUGCUCCUCAAACGACACUGGGAUCUCUAUCCAUUGGCUCUUCAAUGGCCAGAGUCUGGAGCUCACUGAUAGAAUGAAGCUGUCCCUGGACAACAGCAUUCUCAGCAUAGACCCUGUCAAGAGGGAGGAUUCCGGGAAGUAUCAGUGUGAAGUCUCCAAUCCAGUCAGUUCUGACAGAAGUGACCCCAUCCUGCUGGACAUAAUAGCUGACCCAACACAAGGGAGUUCUGGCCUCUCGGGGGGUGCAAUUGCUGGCAUCGUCGUUGGAUCUGUGGCUGGCGUGACUCUGAUAGCAGCCCUGGCAUAUUUCCUUUGUUUCUAG